AUGAAGUCUACUGCUAAAUCAGAUUAUGACAGAAAAUUCCAAGAAGAUCUUGAAAAAGCACAAGCUUUGAGCUUGGAAACAUUAGCUCUGGAAGAGUUUCGUAACCGAAAGUUACAAUCUGAAUCAUCAACUUGUACUGGAAAUACUGUAGUAUUGCCAUCAUCAUUACCAUCACGCUCAAUGUCUCUUACAGGUUUAUACAUUAGCUAUAAUAAACAUUAAGAUUAUUGCUUUAUACAAUUAUUAUAAACAGUAGGUACUUAAAAACCAAAAAAAAAAAUAUGGCAUUUAAAAAAAUUGUAUAUAUAUAUAUAAUGAAAUACAGAAAUAAUAAUUUAAUUACAUAAUAAAAUAUAAUUUUUAAUUUUACAUUGGUAACUGUUUAGUUAUUGAGUUAUAAUUAGCAUAAUUUAUAGUUAUUAUUGUAUAGUUUAGAGUUAUUUUUUUUCUUACCUUGCUCAAUGAUUAAAAAUAUAUGGGUAUAUUUAAGCAAAUUACAAAGAAGUUAUUUUUAGACAUUUAAAUUUUGCGAAUUUUUUCAUAAUUUUUAUUUGGUAGGUAGAUAAAAUUGUUAGACCUAACAAAAAUGCUUGAAAAUUUAACAAAAUGUUCAUUAUAAUGUGUAUUUUGUGAUAAAAAAAAAAAAAAAAAACAAUUAACUGUAAUGUAGAAUUUUUUUUAUAAUAUUUUAGCAUCAAAUUUUGACAAAAAUCGUAAACAUUACAGUAUUUCAUAACAUGAAUAACUAAACAUCGCUCAGAAUCGUUUUUGUUAGCAAAGAUUAAUCAUUUCAUACAGGUAUACUUUAAAUUUCCCUCUAUAUCCUACCUUAAAUUCUCACCUACAAUAGUGGUUCAUGCAACGUGUGAAGUAUGUCAGUCUUUUUAAAAUGAUGUGUACAUUUAUUGUUCAUAUAUCUAGUUAUAAUUUAAAAUAUUUACUAACAUUAUUCUCAUUUGGUAUUAACCAUUAAAUUUUAAUUUAUAAUUAUUAUUUAAUUCUAGAAAAAACUGUCUAUUGUAAUGACUUAUCUAGAUCGCGGCCUAGGCCUGGGUCGUUUAACACAGGUAUUAUUUACUAAGGUUUUAUUGUUUUAUAUUUAUACAAGUUUUAAUGGUCUAAAUAAGUGUAAUCUUUUGUAUUUAUGAAUUCUCUAGGAGAACCUUUAUUACCACGUAUAAAACCUCCACCACGGCGUAAUACUACAGUCAUUCCAAAAAGUUGUACUAACAAUUCAAUUAAAGAUUUAUUUAGCCUGGAUUCACCACCAAUUGAUGAUCUCGUGAAUAAUUUGGAACCAUUUAAUUUAGAUGGGUAAAAUCAAUAUAUUACAUUUAUCUAGUGUAUCUAUGUUUAAUUUUUUAAUAUGAUGAAAAUUGUAUGAAUAUUUUUAAGUUCAGUUUGAGAUACCAUAAAAUAUCUGCAUCUCGCUAUUCUAUGCUAUUAAAAAUUAAUUUCUGAUUGAGUACUGUUGUUUCUGAGCAUCCUUUUUUAUACCUAAUUUUUCAGACUUCCUAUAUAAAUUAAAUAUUUCCAUACACUUUAAUGUUGAUUCAUUCUAUUUUUUCUCUCUGUGUAAUCCUUUGUGUUCAGACAAUAAAAAAUAUGAUGAAUUAUUGGACAGAUAUUUGAGAAUAGCUUGAGGUGUGAUAAUGUGGAUAAAUCUUGCUGCUACUAAUGUAAUAAAUACAUUCUGAUUUAGUAUAUAAUAAAGCAAUAAUUAUAACCCAUAGUGAGUAUCAUAGAAAUAUAUUUUGCUGACUAACAAUUUUGUAUUGACAGGAAUAAAAAGCCUUUUACAAGUGAUAGUAACUCAACAUUCCAGAAUUCGAGUGUUAAUACAAAUAUAUCAAAUAUUAGUUUAAAUAAAAGUCAAUAUAGUGGGCCACACGAUCUUAAACAAAACUUGGAUGUGUUAUACCAAGGUUGUUUUUCUCCAAACAAUUUAACUGGAUAUUCACCUACUGGUUACCAAAUGACAGUUCCUCCUCAAACCUUUUGGCAAGGGCAUACCGAUAGUAGCUGGUCUACAAGUAAUGCUGUUCAAACUCAACCGUUAACAAGCAGUAUAACUAAUACACCAACACAGCCUUCUCUAGUUGGAAUGAAAUCUGAUAUUUUUGCUCCAAGUCUCAUAAAAAAACAAAAUAACAAUAAUCUCAUUGAUUUAAAUUUUUUCGAUACUAUUGAAAGUCCCAAGGAAAAUUGUUUAAAUGUUAGGACUAGUGUUCUAGAAGCAUUUGAUCCACUUCUUCAUGGUUAUUCAAACACAAGUACUUCUACUAUAGUGGAUCAAGGUAUAUUUUUUCUAAUAAAUAAUAAUUAUUAAAACUAAUUAAAAACAAUAGUUGUUUCUAACUUUUUAGUGGAUAAAAAUGAGUCAUUGUAUGCCACAUAUGAUCCGUUUGAUUAUAUGUAUUCACCAUCAGUUUCGUCUCAAUCCUCGGAUCCAAUUUAUGCCGCUGUCAUAAAAACACCCAUCAAUUCGCCUCCACCAUUACCGCCUAGAAGUUCUUUAACUCCGAAAGAAUCAAAAGUAAACAUAUUAAUAAAUAUUUAUUUGAAGUAAACAAUAUUCAUAUUUUAUUUUAUUUAUAAGUUAAAAUAUAUUUUAGGUAUGUAAAAGUAUAACUUAUGAAAACAUUGGUUUAGUUAAACGAUCUUCAGUAUUUUAUGAUCCUGAUAUGGUAGCAUUUCAUAAGAUGGUCAAGGAAGUCAGAAGUAUGUAAAAUUGUAAAUCUUAUUACCACUAAUCAAUAAUUAUUUAGAAUUAUAGUAUGCAAGUAUUAAGUAAUUAUUUUAAAUUUAAGGAAAAUUUCUAUAUACUGAUUCAAGUACCAAUAAUGGGAUUGUUGUUUGUUCAAAAUUUGAAAACAAUCUUCAUCAAAACACCAGUACUAAAUUUAUAGUUCAUUGUGAAACAAUUCGGAAAACACCAAUUAUAUUUACUUGUGAUGGUAUGCUCAUUUUUAUUGUAUUUUCAUUUUUGAUGAGUAAUUGUUACUUAUAUCUUUUUAGUUGGAAGUAGUGUUGAGCAUGUCAUAUCACAUGUAAUUUGUGAAUUAGAUUUAGAGGAUGCGCAUCCAAGUGAUUAUUUUCUCAAAGUAAAAAAUUAUUCUGAAUUUAUGCUACCAAUGAAUACUCCGGUCAUCAAUUUUGAAUGUGUUCAUGAAUGUAUCAAACUUGAUGUAGAUGUUGAACUCUCUCUUCUUCAUAAAGACAAUGUUGUGCACAUUUAUGCUAGAAAGGUAAAACAAAUUUUGCUAAUAAGUAAUAAGAUUUACUUCUUAAAAAAAAGUAAAAUUUUCAUCUUUUUGUCUUCUUUUGAUAUUUCACUCCUUUAUUUCUUAGAAGAUAGAAUGAAAUACAUAUAUGUAAAUACAAUAAUUAUUUUAUUUUAUUUUAAAUGUUAUAGAGUGUUUAUUUCUAUAAUAAAUUUUAUUUUUUCAAUUUUCAGCAUACAUUUCUAUACUUAACAUUUUUUUGUUUAAUAAGCAUUUUGUAUUAUUUAAGUAUUAAUAAACUACAGUGUAUUUAUUUAUUACUUUAAGGCUCAAGAUGAUAUUCAUGAUAACGAAUUGGAGUUAAAUAAUUUAUGUCCUAAUGAACCGUCCCAACCAAUAACACAUGAUACUUUAAAAAUUCUUCUAGGUAAAAAUUGUUACUUUGAAAUAUACUUAUAUACUUUUGUAUAUUAUGAUAUUGAAAUUUGUUUUAGAUACUCUUGAUGGAGAAAUGCUAAAAAUUCAAGACCAUACUGUUUCAUUGUUUAAAAAGCGAACCAAUACGCCCUUACAACCUAAUGGUGUACAACAAGCAGUAAAAGCUUUAACAUCUUUUUUAGGCAAUAUUGAACCAUUGGAUUUAACUUUAUCAAUAAAUAAUUUUAUUUUGUCGUGUAAUGAAAUUUCAAAUGUCAUUCAGGUAAUAUGAAAUCAAAAAACUUAUCUUACAUAACCUUUUUAACUUCUAUAAAUGGAUCACCUGGUACUUUUAAAUUUCAUGUAUUGAUUGGUUUAAUUGUGUUUUAUUCAAGGAUAAUUCACGAACUGAAGUGAUAUCAGACGACGGUUCUGAUUAUUCUGUUGUGAGACUAAAGUUUAAUGAGACUGAAAAAUUAGAUCAUAUCACGGAUGUAUGUUUAAAAAUAAAAGAAAAUGUUCAGACAUUAAUUGAAAAUUAUUGUAAAGCCUUUAAAGUUGAUUUUCAGAUAAAUUUUAAUUCUACAAAUUUAACAGGUAUAACAAAAACCUUAAUUGAUAUAAUGAUAUUGAUAUUAAUUUAAUGUAAUCAUAAUAUUUAUAUUUUGCAGAAUCUAAAUUAUCUUCAAAAGUUUUAGAUAAUGUCGUAAUUUACAUUAGCUGUUUGCACCGAUUAUUUUCUUCAUGGAGUCAUGAUGAAUAUUUAAUAGCUGCACAAAUUUAUCAUGGUACUAGACCAAUUGGAAAUACAGUACUUUCAAAAGCUGUAUUUGCAGAACAAUCUAUUUAUAAAAGAGUAGUUUUCGAGUCAUGGUAUAUUUUAUUAUGACAAAGAAUAUAUAUAUAUGUGUUAUUUUAUUCUUUAUUAAAUUAAUUGUUAAUAUUAUUGUACUAGGUUGGAGUUUGAAAAUAUGAGCUUGUGUUUGUUACCCAGAGAGAGUCGUUUGGUUUUAGUUGUUUAUGGAAGAACAUAUGAUACUGAGAGUCAAGAUACAUCUACCACAGUUUCUCAAACAGAACUUGGGUGGGCUUCCAUACAAUUUUUCAAUGUUGAUGGGUUUGUUCACAAAAUUAUAAUUUACGUUCAAAUAUGUAAUUGUUUAUUGUAUUUUAGAGAAUUUUCUCAAGGGAAACAAUUGUUAUCACUUUGGCCUCUGUGUGCUGACAAACGCCUCGGUCCAGCUCCACCACCGGGUACUCAUCCUUAUAGUCAUUCACAUCCUGUUCUUAGUAUGUGCAAUUAUUUAAACAAUUAUAAUUUUUCUUUUUGAGAGUUCCAUGACAAUGUUAAGUGUCUAUUUUUAGGUAUUGAAAUUCAAGAAUUUGACUGUAACAUUAUUUUCCCCCCUACAUUUGAAAAUGAACAUGCUAUAAAAAGUGAUAGUUUUGAUUUUACAAGUUUGGACUUGAAUACACAAGAACAGUUAUUAGAUAUAAUUUGCCAAGAUACUUUUACUAGGUAACACAUUGCAAAACUUAUCAAAAAUAAUUUUAAUAAUACCUGUCUAUUAUUGAAUUAUCUGUAGACCAUUGUCCGAGGACAGAGAGGUUUUAUGGGAAAAAAGGUAUUAUCUAUUAUCAAAGCCCAAAGCUUUACCUAAGGUGUUAUUGGCUGCUCACAGUUGGGACUAUGCAUGUUUGGCUGAUCUGCAUUCAAUGCUUAAUUCGUGGUCUCCCAUAGAGCCAUUAGAUGCACUUCAAUUGUUUUUACCAUGGUAUUUAAAUAUAAAUCAGGGCGUAUAGUGAUUCAGUGGACUAAACUAUUUUAAAUUAUAUUUUAUAGCUUUCCUGAUAACGAAGUGCGUCGUUUAGCUGUCAAGAGAAUACGUUUUCUGAGUAAUGAUCAACUCAUUGACUUUCUUCCUCAACUAGUUCAGGCUAUAAAGCAUGAGACUUAUGAUAAUUCUCCAUUAACUGAGUUUUUGUUGGAAAAAGCUUUGUCAUCUCCUACUAUUGCUCACAAUCUUUAUUGGUUUCUCAUCCAACCACUUCCAGGACAAUCGCCUCAGGUUUGUAUUUCUAAAGAAUAUUUAUGUUAAAUAACAAAUCCAUUUAUUUUCUUUAAAUUUUAUUAAUGAUUCAAUUAAAAGUUAUAUUUUAAAAUUAAUAUAUACUUUUAAUUUUAUUAACUUAGAAUUCCUGUGACGUCCAUAGUCCCGAUGAUAAAACAGUGAGCGAAGCACGUUAUUAUAGAAGAUUGCAGCUUUUAUUAAGGGCAUUAAUUGCAACAUGCGGUGAAGCACUUAGAAAAUGUUUUUUAUCUCAACAGCUUUUAAUGAAAGUAUGAAAUACAAUUUAAUACCAUAUUAUGUAGCAUUAUGAUUAUUCAUAAUAUUUUUAUGAUUUUUUACAGGAAUUAUAUGAUACUGCAGAAAAUGUAAAAGCGAGUAAAGAAUCACAUAGAAUGAAAGUACUUUUACAAAACCUAAGUAAUAUUGAUCAAAGUCUGAAAGAUAUGCCUACAUGUCUACCACUUAGUCCGAGUAUGCAAGUUUGUGGUAUACAAACACAAUCUUGUUAUUAUUUUCCAUCCAAUACGUUGCCCUUAAAAAUCAAUUUUAAUUGCUUGGAAUCAAAUGUCUCAAUUCCGGCUAUUUUUAAGGUAAGAAUGUAUAAUGUAUCAUAUAUAUUAUAUAUAUUAUACUAUUAGUGUUAUAUUAAGUAUAUAAUAAGUAUUUGCAUGGUUUUUUAAUUUCCUUAGGUUGGUGAUGAUUUGCAGCAAGAUAUGUUAACAAUCCAAAUUAUAAGGCUAAUGGACAAAUUAUGGUUAAAAGAAGGAUUGGAUUUAAAAAUGGUAACAUUUGCUUGUAUUCCAACUGGUGAAAAAAGAGGUAUGGCUACUUAGUUUGUUAUUUGAAGAUUGACUGUAUUAUACUUAUUCUUGAAAAAUUAUAGGUAUAAUUGAAAUGGUUACAAAUGCAGAAACUUUAAGAAAAAUUCAAAUAGAAUUGGGUUUAACUGGGUCAUUUAAAGAUAGACCAAUAGCAGAAUGGUUAGCAAAACAUAAUCCUUCUGCACUGGAAUAUGAAAGAGCAGUUUCCAAUUUUACUGGUAAAACUUCACUGAUAACACCAAUCAAUUUUAGUAAUUUAAAUUAAUUUAAAGAUUAAAUUUAUGUUUUAGCAUCAUGUGCAGGUUACAGUGUUGCUACCUAUAUUCUUGGUAUAUGUGAUCGUCACAAUGACAACAUUAUGAUGAAAACGACAGGACAUAUUUUUCAUAUUGAUUUUGGUAAAUUUUUAGGAGAUACUCAAACAUUUGGAAACUUCAAAAGGUAUGAUGUUUGUAUUCUACAUACGAAUAUUAUGCAUACAAAAUUUUGUAAUUCAAAAUAUAAGUGAUAUCAAUAUGUUAAACCAUUUUUAUGAACAUAUAAAACUGUAAAAAAAAGUUUUUGAAACAAUUUUGUGUGGUAUUUUUUGCAGGUUGUCCAUGACAACCAGUAAAUUCUAUUAUUUUUUCUUUUUAUUUAAAAAGGAGACCCGGUCAAAUGACCCUAUAAAUGAUCAUAAAAUAAUGAUUUUUAUUUUUUGUUUGUAUAGGGUCUUCUGGCAGUGUUAUUGGAUGAUUUGAGAUAGAGUUAAGAAUGCGUAUGUGGUGGUAGUGUUAGGGAUAAAGGUCAUAUGUCCCUCAUUAUCAGCACAACCUACUAUUUGGUUUGAAAUGCAUUGUUGGACAGAUGAACAACACAACUUUGCAAUUGUGAAUUGUUAUAAAAAUGGCAAGAUUUAAACUUUCGGACUAAUUUUGUACUGUCUUUAUAACAACUUUGAAAGUUCUUAAGAAUUCAAAUUGUUAUCUCACUCUUGCUUUAUUUUUUUUAGUCAUCAAUCAGUUCCAAACUUAAGCAAACUGGGAACUGAAAACUUUCAAUGUAAUUUUAGACAUACACUGCAAAAAAGUUCAUAGAGUAGAACUCAUACAUUUUGAGAUAACAAGGCUUUUAAUUGCAAAGCUGUGUGGUUCAUCUGUCCUACUAUUCAUUACAAUCUAAACGGUAGGUCGUGCUAAUGAGGAGCAUAUGAUUUUUGUCCUCACCACCACUAUACACACUCUUAACCCGACCUCAAAUCAUACUGUUUCACUGCUGGAGCCUGUAUGUACUAUCAAAUAAUUUUUACAUAAAACAAGUUAAGAAUAAUUAUUAUUUAUUAUUUAAUGUCUUUUAAAAAAUGAAUACUAUUUUUAUCAAAUUUGCUAUUCGAUAUUAGUAUUUGAUUGAUGAUAAUUCAAUAUAUAUUUUAUUCAAUAUCAGGGAGCCCAAAAAACAAUUGUUUUUCUUAAUUAUUGACUUUCACAACAACUGUUAUUUGAGCUACGAAAGUUUAUACUUGUAUAUACUCAUCUGUAAAUAUAUCAUAAUUAUCUUACUUACAAUUACUUUUUGUUUCUUUUGUUUGCACAGAGAUCGAACUCCAUUUGUUUUAACUUCUGACAUGGUGUACGUGAUUAAUGGAGGUGAUAAACCUUCCACUAAGUUUCAACAUUUUGUUGACACCUGUGUUCAGGCAUUCAAUAUUGUUCGUAAACAUGGAAAUCUGUUAUUAAAUUUGUUUGGAUUGGUAAUAUAAUUAAUAACUAAUUGUAGUUAAUAAGUUUAUAAGAAUUAAUGCAAUAAAUUAUUUCUAUUAUUGUGAAUUGGACAGAUGGCGUCUUCUGGAAUUCCUGGUGUAACAAUGGAUGCUGUAAAUUAUGUACAAAAAGCUCUUCUCCCAGAAUUAUCUAACCCAGAAGCAGCGGCUUCUUUUGCCCGUAUGAUUGAUGACUCAAUAAAAUCACGGUUUACACAGUUUAAUUUUUUCUUACACAACCUAGCACAAAUGCGAUUUAAUAAUGAAGAAAAUGGUACUGAACUGUUAAGUUUUGUUCCAAAAGUCUAUACGUAUGUUAUAUACUUAAGUUUUUAGUUAAAAUGUUAUUUGUUUAAUUAUUAAUGAUGAUUUAUCUUACCAUAGAAUGGCACAAGAAGGAAAGAUUGUUCGUGUUGAAGUAUAUGGUUGCCAAAAAAGAUAUGAUCCUGAAAAAUAUUAUGUUUAUAUUCUUAAAGUUUUCCGGGAAAAUCAGAGAGAUCCUUCAUACCUGUUUAGGUCGUAUAAAGAAUUAUCAGAACUGCAACAAAAAUUGCUAUUGUUAUUCCCUUUGGCAAAAUUUUUAAGGUAAACUUCAUCACUACUUAUUAAAUAUUUCAAUUUUGUAGUAUAAUAUUUAUUGGUAUUUUCUAGUUUAUUAAAUACUACUAUUCAUAUGGGACGAUCCCAUAUUAAGCAAGUAGCUGAAAAAAGACGAGUGGAAAUCCAGAGUUUUCUAAAUACAUUAUUCCAAAUGGCCCCUGAAGUAAGUCAUUCAGAUUUGGUGUAUACAUUUUUUCACCCUCUUUUAAGAGAUCAACAAGAAGCCAGUAUUGAAGAUACCAAAUUGAAAGGUAAAAGAAAAUCUUGUUUUUAUGUAUUUACAUUUGGUAGUUAUGUUAAACUUGAGAUACUUAAAAAAUUUGAAAGUAAUUCUCCUAAAAAUGUAAUUUUUAACUAUUUAAUAUCAUUCAAUUAUUAUUUAUUUUUAAUAUUAUAUACCAUAUUGACAGAACCAAAGCAAUCGGGUUUUGUCAGAGAAAAUCGCAUAGUGGGUCAAUUAAAAUUGACAUUACAUUAUCAACGUGGAGCAUUUAUGGUGAGUAACAUGGUUUACGUUUUAUAGGUUUGUUUUAAUAAUAAUGAACAUCAUGUCUUUGUUCUAUAUUCUAUAUUUUUAAUAUCAUAGUUUGCUAUAAUUGUUUUCACAAGUGAAGAAUUGAACAUUUAAAUAAGAACAAAUUUCCUUCUAUUGACAUAAUUGAUGUUUUCUGGUGGCUUUUUAAUAUAGAAUAGUGUUUUAAAUUAGAAUUGAUACAUUAUUUUGUUUAAUAUCUUAGGUUAUGGUACAACAUGCCAAAGACUUACCACGUAUUGCUGGAAAUCAAGAACCAUCAACUUAUGUAAAAGUGUAUUUAUUACCAGACCAUAACAAAGCAACUAAGCGUAAAACAAAAGUUGUUCGAAAAAAUUGUUAUCCAUCGUUUAUGGAAAUGGUAAUUAAGAUUUUGGUAAAUACCAGUAGGUCCUUGUCCAUAUGUUAGUAAAAUCAUUUUUUUUACCUCUACUAGUAAUAGAUAAGAUUGUAUUGAUAAAUUAUGACAUAUUAUAAAUCUUAUGAAAAACAUUAUUGAAAUGUUUAAUUGUUAGAAUGGGUUUUUUCUAAAUAUUUUUAUUUUGAAGCAAAUUAUUAAAUUUAAAAAAAAAUAAUAAUAAUGCCAACAGUUAAUUUAAAAGACUUAAAACUUAAUCAAGCCUCUAGAACUUGCAUUUUUGAAAAGGACAGGAGCAAAUUUGGUUGUAUUCUACAUGUGUACAAUAAGGAAAAUAAAUAUGACUGAUAGAUUUUUAAGUUAUUAAUAUUAAUAUUAAAAUCUCAUAUUAAUAUUUAAUUUUAAUUUUAACAUAACAAGUUUUAAACUUAAUGAACAUUAGUAGUUAUUUAAAUUGAAUUUCUUAUCUUAUUUUCAGUUAGAGUACAGGAUGCCACUGGAUGUUGUUAAGUAUAAAAUUUUGCAAGCUACUGUAUGGAGUCAUGACUCAUUACAAGAAAAUGAGUUUUUGGGUGGAGUUAUUAUAGAACUGCAUGAUAUUAAUUUAACUUCGGAGACUACAUCCUGGUACAACUUGUCAAAUGUACAUAGAUAA
Cinara cedri is the source of this 10417-nucleotide messenger RNA. The record is from the annotation of a GenBank genome assembly. Lineage: Eukaryota; Metazoa; Arthropoda; Insecta; Hemiptera; Aphididae.